CGAGGUUUACAUCCAUGGAGUCAAGAUCAUUGGUGAACUUCAGUGGACACCAAUAUUUGCGACAACGUCUAGUACUCUCCAUUCUCACCGGAAAGCAUGUUCGAAUUGAUAAAAUACGCUCCGAGGAUAAGGAUCCUGGUUUGAGAGACUACGAAGUCAGCCUCCUGCGGCUUCUCGAAAAAGUCACCAAUGGGUCCGUCAUUGAAAUCUCAGUGACCGGUACCGCUGUACUUCUCAAACCAGGAGUCGUGUCUGGCGGUCCUGUUACUCAUGAUUGUCCAUUGUCACGUUCAAUAGGUUAUUUUUUGGAACCACUGGUCAUGAUCGCGCCCUUCUCAAAGAAGCCGUUUCAGCUGACAUUGCGAGGCAUAACAACGGAUGAUAAUGAUCUUUCUGUUGACCUCAUCCGUACCGUGACACUACCGCAUCUCCAACUUUUCGGUAUCUCUGAUGGGUUGGAGCUUCGGAUAAAGAGACGUGGUGCUCCUCCAGAAGGUGGAGGGGAAGUACAGUUCCUCUGUCCUAUUGUUAAAGAAGUGAAAACUCUGAACUUUGUUGAUCCUGGAAAGAUAAAACGAAUCCGAGGCAUUGCACACUCCGUCCGUGUUAAUCCGCAGUUCUCUAAUCGUAUGAUCGACGCAUCACGUUCGGUUCUCAACCGGUUCAUUCCCGACAUUUACCUGUACUCCGAUGUUUACAAAGGAGAUGAAAGUGGAAAGUCGCCGGGAUAUGCACUCAGCUUACUUGCGGAGUCCACCACGUCUGCUAUACAUUGUUCUGAAGCUGCAUCCUCACCAGGCGAAACCCCUGAAGAUAUAGCUCUGUUGGCAACUAGAGCCCUUUUGUCAGAGAUCAGAAAUGGAGGAUGUGUUGAUAGAAAACACCAGUCUCUAGUCCUGUUGAUGAUGGUUCUAGGUAGUGAAGAUAUUGGUCAAUGCAGAAUGGGAGAGCCCUCCGUUAGAACCGUUCAAUUUCUCCGUGAUAUCAAGGUCUUCUUCGGCACCGUCUUCAAUAUUACACCCGUAGAUUCCUCCAACACUGAGUUACUUUACUCGUGUCUUGGAACUGGCUACGUGAAUGUGAACCGGUCACUAGCGUAGCAAGCUGUUCAGUAAAAGUAUAUGUAUUCGUGCUCUAUAAUACCAUGCAAUGGACAUUCGUGUGCUAGA
Molecule: messenger RNA, 1169 nt
Organism: Suillus fuscotomentosus
Lineage: Eukaryota; Fungi; Basidiomycota; Agaricomycetes; Boletales; Suillaceae
Product: 18S rRNA biogenesis protein
Exons: 8
Coding region: 15-1100 (361 amino acids)
Biological process (GO): ribosome biogenesis; endonucleolytic cleavage of tricistronic rRNA transcript (SSU-rRNA, 5.8S rRNA, LSU-rRNA)
Cellular component (GO): nucleolus
Molecular function (GO): RNA endonuclease activity
Source: RefSeq, a predicted model, not a curated record